Molecule: messenger RNA, 1933 nt
Organism: Gaeumannomyces tritici R3-111a-1
Lineage: Eukaryota; Fungi; Ascomycota; Sordariomycetes; Magnaporthales; Magnaporthaceae
Exons: 4
Coding region: 394-1680 (428 amino acids)
Source: RefSeq, a predicted model, not a curated record
GGAUGAAAGCGAGUGCCGUGAUGUAAGAGGCCAGUGCAGCUUCAAUUGUAAGAAAACGUGAGGUCUGCAACCGCGACACGCGGGUCUGGACUGCACGGAGCUCUGAUUUGGUGAGUGUGCUACAUCUGACGUCACCACCAGCGGGCAGAUGGGAGCUCAACCGGGCCGCCCAAGCAAAAACAUGAAAGCUGCAACUGCUACCAGCUCCGGGCAGGAGGGACGUUCGCCCUGGCUAGAAAAGGGAAGGGUGUCCAGCCAGGGCCUCCUCCCGUUUCGUCGUAAACUGCAUCCCGGCGUUUCUUGUCUUUCUUUGGUGGUCUCGUAGCAGCGCCGGUUCCAAGUAUCGCGAGAUAAUCUAUUUUUGAGACCAAAACUCCGUCGCAGUCUGCAAAAAUGCUUCGGUCUUCCCGACAAAUGGCCUUGCUGUCAGCCAAGGCCGCCGAGAUUCGCGCGGCUGCAAACCUUGCAUUGGCGCAAGACCGGGCUCGGUACCUGUCGACACUCGUAACCAAGCCCAAGGCUCCCAGAUAUCACAUUGUACCUCCGCGGUCCGUUCGACAGCUGCAAUAUUCGACGAAAAUCCCUGUUGGCGUGGACAAGGAAGGUGAGAAAGAGGUCGCCCGUCAGAAGCUCGAGGCAAACCCCGAUGCCGUAACCUCCGCCUCUACCGUCCGUGCCGUGUUUGAGCCAUCGGGUCAGGCAAGCCAAAGCGACGACGACAUCACACGGGGCCUCAAGUCCGACUUGAAAACCGUCAAGGACACGUUCGACCUCUCCAGCGUUCCUUCGCUGUCAUACAAGCUCGGUCUCGCAGGGACGCUUCCAUAUCUCGGGACCUCGCUUUCGACACUGUAUCUGGGCUGGAAUCUCAACACGCAAUGGUCGUCCAACGCGCUCUUCAACACUCUCCUGCUCAAGGACGCGACUGCGCAGAGCCUCCUCCAGCAGCUUGAGGCAAUCCAGCUAGGAUACGGCGCAGUCAUCAUCUCUUUUCUCGGAGCGAUCCACUGGGGUCUCGAGUAUGGAGCGACGACGCCAGACCCGAAGCGAACCAGAUUCCGGUAUGCUCUCGGCGUCGCCGCCCCCGCGAUCGCCUGGCCGACGCUGUUGAUGCCGGUCGAGUACGCGCUCAUCGGCCAGUUCGGCGCCUUCAUGGGUCUCUACUACUUCGACUCGCACGCGUCCACGCGCGGCUGGGCCCCGCCGUGGUAUGGCACAUACCGCUUCGUGCUCACCUUUGUCGUCGGCUCGGCCAUCAUGGUUAGCCUGAUCGGGCGGGCCCGGAUCGGUGAGGGCGGUAACAAGGAGGCCGCAGAGAGGAUCAGCGACUCGAAGCACGGAAGAACGAUCCGAGAGAUGUCGGAAUCGGAGUGGCGUAGACUCGAGGCAGAGGAGAAGGAAAGAAUCCGCAAAGAGAAGGAGGAGGCAGAACGCAAGAAGAAAGAGGAGGAGAAGAAGGAGAAGCAGAAAGAUAAAAAGCAAGGUAAGGGCGGUAAGGAUGAUAAGCAGGAUAAGGAGGGCAAGGGCAAAGAAAAGGAACAGAAGGAUGACAAGGGCAAGGAGAAGCAAGAGAAGGAUGAUAAGGCGUCCAAGGAGGACGAAAAGGCGUCCGAAGGCUCGGACGAGCCUCAGGACAAUGGUGAAAAGGGUGAUAAGGAGGAUGACGAUCAGAAGGACUGAAUGAUGGCGUGACUCCGGGUGGGUGGAGAGGGUCAGGAAAUUACACGCUCCUUGGACCCAGCCCAGCCGCCUUCCUGGGAUUGAGAUUGGAUUGAGACCGGGCACGACCCCAGCAGCUUGAGCCUGCGCACACAUGCUGUGCUGCCACUAAAGACUUACAAUUUAGCGGGCACAGCCCUGUAAUUCACUAAUUUGACCGGUAAUGUUUGCCUGCUUCAUUCAUGCCCAAAUUCCAGCCUCUCUUUGCCUAGAG